This is a messenger RNA of Exaiptasia diaphana, 3008 nucleotides long. Its product is annotated as centromere protein C. The record is from RefSeq and is a predicted model, not a curated record. The transcript has 7 exons. Gene Ontology annotation, molecular function: centromeric DNA binding. Bases 69 to 2624 code for a protein of 851 amino acids. Gene Ontology annotation, cellular component: kinetochore. Lineage: Eukaryota; Metazoa; Cnidaria; Anthozoa; Actiniaria; Aiptasiidae. Gene Ontology annotation, biological process: attachment of mitotic spindle microtubules to kinetochore; spindle attachment to meiosis I kinetochore; kinetochore assembly.
AUGAUGUUGUUGAUGAUGGUGGUAUAGAUGAUGAUGUUGACGAUGAAGUAUUGGAUGAUGAUGAUGAGAUGUCACAAACCAAGCGUCAAACAAGAUCUAUCGUCAAMAMAACACACCRCAWCRAUGMUACAAACAGUUCAAAAACAUCCAGCAAUAAAGAGAAGAGAGCACAAAGAAAGAGCAAAAAUUUGGUGUCACAGGAAAGCAGUCAAGUCUCAAACACUGAAGAAGUUAAUGAAAACCCAAAGGAAAACUCGACAGAUGAUGAGAAGAAAAACUCAGGGAAUGAAGACAAAAACGCAGGCAGAAAAAGUAUGCAUAAGAAUUCAUCUUCAGAUGAAGACAAAAGCGACAACAAAAGUGACCAGACUACUAGAAAAUCAAGAGGAAGACCAAGGAAAUCUACUCGAUCACUGGUUGAAACAUCUCAAUGUGAUGAGGUGCUAGGAUCAAWUGAUAUGAAUGACUGCACAGAUCAGACUCAUACCGACCACAACAGGGGCAGCCAAGCUGACAACACCAAAGACAGUCAGAUUGACAAUGGGCAGAAUAAUCAAACAGACAUCUCUAAGGUCAGUCAAAACGACCACACCAAUGACACCCUGGACUGUCAUGAUUCUCAAGUGUCCAUGAGCAAUGAUUAUGAAGCAGACGAGUCCAAGACCAUGUCAGACAGCAAAAAGUCAGCAUCAGAGAGCAAAGACGAUAAAAAGAGCAAAAAGAAACGACGCAAAAAGACAAGUGUUAUACCAAAACAACUGAAGAACGCAAACAGAAAGCGAGGAGGGAGAAARUUACCCAAAGAUAACACAAGCAGAAGUGGAGUAGAGUCAAAUGCAUCGUCAGAUGAAAGUAGCAAGGCAGAGAAGGUGAACAAGAGAGGGAAACGAAAAACACAAAACCAAGGUACCAUCCAAGAUAAUUCUCAAUUAGGACAAACAUCAGAUGUUAAUGAAGACAUACCAGUCGCAACCGAUGAAGACUACCAGUCAGUUCAUGAUACAAUAAAAAGUGAUACUAUACCAAGUGAUAAAGCACUUUCGACAGGUGAAGAUGAUGAGUCUAAAGCCACAUACGAUGAUGAAAACAUAACCCACCAAGACAGCAGAAAGAGAAGAGGACAAGAAAACAAAGACACAGAAACUACUGUUAACAAGAAAUCACGAUCAAGAAACAAAUCAAACAUAAACCAAACGGCAAUGCAUAGUACUUCUGAAGAUGACAACCAGUCUGACAGUGCAAUGGUGACCAGGAAGACCAGACAACAAGACAAGAACAACACUAGAAGUAUCAACAAUAAUACUCGAUCAAGAAAAAGACGCAAUAACUCUUCAGAAUCAAGCACAGGAUCUGAUAACGACAGCCAGUCUGAAAAAGAAAAACCAAGAAAGACCAGGAAAAAGAACAAGCAAGACAAAAAUGAAACAACAAUCAAUGAAAAGUCCCAAACGAGAAGCCGAUCAAUCCUCGAUGACAACCCACCUGAGACUAACACCCCUAUGAUGACCAAAAGCCCUUUCCUCCAUCCAAAAGGAUCAACGAUUAUCAAGUCCAUCUUAAAAUCAAGUUUACCAAGAACUGGAAACUCCGACUCUAAAAAUCGUAGAGUUAGUAUUGCAGCAAAGAGAAAUGAAGUAAAGAGUCCUGAACUGAACAGCGCCAGAAAAAACGACAGACGAUCAUCGGUGAGCUUCGCGGCAACUCCGUCAUUCCGAGUUUCACCCGAUGACUUUACGACGCCAGAAGACACUCCACUCGGUUACCCUACGAUGUCUUUUGUGUCCGAUUCAAGUUCUUACACACUAGGGGAGAGUACUUUUACACCGGGUAGCAGUAUAUCGCUUUCAUCAACGAUCUCGUCUGUAGGGUCAGCAUCAAGACUGUCUCCUGUCAGUAGUACAUUUAACGAGUCUCAAGAAGUUACUAUCACUAGUGCUAAACGACAACAAGUUGAAGAAGUCCAGGAAGACGUUAUCAGGCGCAGUAAAAGAACMAAAGUACCGCCUGUACAAUACUGGAAGAACGAGAGGAUAAAAUACGAGAGAAGGAAGUCAGGUUGGUAUAUUGACGGAAUCGAGAGCGUCCCAACACCUAAAGUACCAAAACGAAAAGCCAGGAAAGCUAGAAAGAAAAAAGAGAGAGUAGCAGCUCAGAGUGUGUAUGAUGGAUAUGGUGGCGACGAGCCGCAAACGUUUAAUGGUGUUCCCACAGAUUUCGACGAGACGUUGUGUGAACCUGUUCCUGUUAUCAAUCCCUUUGAUGGACAAGAAGUCAAACUAGAACUGUUACAUACCCCUGAAAUGCUUCAAUUCGUGAACACGUCACAAGACCCUGCAGGUCCUGAYGAUCCGUUAGUCAUAGACAAGUUCAUAUCCCAUACUUCAUUUGGUAUAGGACAGCUCGUCCUAAGGCCUGGAGCCGAGAAAGGGAAGCAACAUGUACGACGGGACACAAUGGCAUUUCAUGUACUUACUGGACAAGUAGAAGUCACCAUCCAUCAAACAACGGCGCUGUUACGAGCUGGAUCAACCUUCUACGUACCAGAAGGAAAUUGUUACAAUUUGAAAAACACCAACGACACAGACACAAGAUUGUUCUUUAUACAAAUCAAAUCACAAGACUGACAGCUAUAAGUAUUGAUCGUUAGUAGUAUUUACUAUUGAUAGUUUAUGAGUAGUCUAACGUAGGAAAACGUUUGGUCUAUCCCUUCAAGGCGAAUGGGACUAAAGACUAACUGAGAGAGGCAUGCAAAAAUGAACUUGUAAGAAGUCAAAGUUGUAUUUCACUAAGCUGUAAGGGACCUAUAGGUGUAUAUAUCAGUCAGCGUAUUUUAGACAUACACGAAAGCAGUCAUGGCUAACGUAACAUUAGGUCAGUAAUGUGUUUUUGUGAUUUCUCAUAGGACAAGAUUUUUAAAUCCAGGUCUGAUUGUUCAAUAAGUUUUAGGCUCAUAAUAAAAAAAGUUAAACAAGCAAAAGAACAAAAAUACUAAUAAAACGUUAGCGUUA